AUGUUCCCUCAACGCAACAUCUUUCGUUUGGCUCAACGUUCUGCGCAACAGACUCGUUUUGCUCCUGUUCGCUCUACCGUUCAGCGCCGGUUUAACAGUACCGAAGGCAGCAGCAAGUUUCCCUGGGCUGUAGAUAACGAAUUUAAUCGCGAGCGCGAGGCUGUGCAGCAUCACGCUGCUGCUACCAGUGGUAUGUUUCCCUCUUCUGAUGCUGUCAUUCCUGCCCUCGUCCUGGGUAGCCUGACCGCCUAUAACCUCUGGGAGGAGCACUGGGAUCACUGGGACCACAUGCCCCCCCUUGAGGAGCGUACCGAGUACCCCUACCAGAACAUCCGGGUGAAGAACUAUCCCUGGGGAGACGGUGACAAGACUAUCUUCUGGAAUAGUACCGUCAACUAUCACAACAAGGACAAGGCCACCUAA
Molecule: messenger RNA, 423 nt
Organism: Aspergillus affinis
Lineage: Eukaryota; Fungi; Ascomycota; Eurotiomycetes; Eurotiales; Aspergillaceae
Product: cytochrome c oxidase subunit VIa
Exons: 4
Coding region: 1-423 (140 amino acids)
Biological process (GO): mitochondrial electron transport, cytochrome c to oxygen
Cellular component (GO): mitochondrial inner membrane
Molecular function (GO): enzyme regulator activity
Source: RefSeq, a predicted model, not a curated record